GCAAGGGCCUCCGCGAGUGUCGGGGAGCCGGAGUCAGCCGGGACGACGCAGACUCCACGUGCCCCGGGCCCCCCCCAGCAGGCCUGAGGGUCUCGCGUUCCCGGCAAGCCAGGGGUGUCGCCUUGCGCGCACCCUCCAGCCUCACUCUGCGGACGGAGUCAUGUCCGGGAGCGGAGAUGCGGCCGCUGGGGACGGAAACAGCCCAAAGAUGAGAGUGAUCCGCGUGGGUACCCGCAAGAGUGAGCUGGCAAGGAUACAGACAGACAGUGUGGUGGCUAUGCUGAAGGACCUGUACCCUGGUCUGCAGUUUGAAAUCAUUGCAAUGUCCACCACUGGGGACAAGAUCCUGGAUACUGCACUGUCUAAGAUUGGGGAGAAAAGCCUAUUCACUAAGGAGCUGGAGUAUGCCUUGGAAAAGAACGAAGUGGACCUGGUUGUGCAUUCCUUGAAGGACUUGCCCACUGUACUGCCCCCAGCCUUCACUAUCGGUGCCGUCUGCAAGCGGGAGAGCCCCUAUGAUGCUGUUAUCUUCCACCCUAAAUAUGCUGGGCAGACCUUGGGUACCCUGCCAGAGAGGAGUGUGGUAGGGACCAGCUCCCUUCGUAGAGCAGCCCAGUUGCAGCGGAAAUUUCCACAUCUGGAAUUCAAAAGUAUUAGAGGGAAUCUCAAUACUAGGCUUCGGAAGCUGGAUGAACAGCAGGAAUUUAGUGCCAUUAUCCUGGCAGCAGCUGGACUGCAACGUAUGGGUUGGCAGAGCCGUGUAGGGCAGCUCCUGUACCCUGAAGAAUGUCUGUAUGCUGUGGGCCAGGGGGCCCUGGGUGUUGAGGUCCGAGCCAAGGACCAGGAAGUGCUGGAUUUGGUUCGUGUGCUACAUGAUCAUGAGACCUUACUCCGAUGUAUUGCUGAGAGGGCUUUCCUGAGGCACCUGGAAGGAGGCUGCAGCGUGCCUGUGGCAGUCCACACAGUUCUCAAGGAUGGGCAGCUAUACCUGACUGGAGGAGUCUGGAGUCUGGAUGGCUCAGAUAGUCUGAAGGAAACCAUGCAGACAACCAUCAACGUCUCAGCCCAGCAUGAAGAUGGCCCAGAUGAUGAUGUGCAGCGGGUGGGCAUCACUGCUCGGAAUGUAUCUCAGGGAGCCCAAAUGGCAGCUGAAAACCUGGGUAUCAGUCUUGCCAACCUGCUGCUGAACAAGGGAGCCAAGAAGAUCCUGGAUAUAGCAAGACAGCUCAAUGAUGCCCACUAAUCUAGCCCUGAGGGCGUUUUCUGCCUAGGAACAUCGGAUUUGUUCUGGGGUGCCCUGAACCCUUCCCCCAUUAACUAACUCAACAGGGACUAUCCCUGGGCACAAAAACUGCAUCAUCCAAGACUCAAGUGUGGGAAGGGGGACCUGUUGCUGCUAAGCAUCCUAGUGCCUUGUCCUGACCCCCUUUAUACUAGGGGCUGGAGGAUAGUCUGUCUUCUGUGGAGUCGCAGACAUUGAAUGUAACCAAAUCUGUCAAUAAAACACUUCACCCGA
Trichosurus vulpecula (common brushtail) is the source of this 1516-nucleotide messenger RNA. It is a transcript of the gene HMBS, whose product is annotated as hydroxymethylbilane synthase. The coding region runs from base 161 to 1243 and encodes 360 amino acids. Gene Ontology annotation, biological process: heme biosynthetic process. NCBI's taxonomy places the organism in Eukaryota, Metazoa, Chordata, Mammalia, Diprotodontia, Phalangeridae. Gene Ontology annotation, cellular component: cytoplasm. The record is from RefSeq and is a predicted model, not a curated record. Gene Ontology annotation, molecular function: hydroxymethylbilane synthase activity. The transcript is spliced from 14 exons.